Alternaria incomplexa is the source of this 1386-nucleotide messenger RNA. RefSeq lists its product as uncharacterized. The record is from RefSeq and is a predicted model, not a curated record. Bases 1 to 1386 code for a protein of 461 amino acids. The transcript has 4 exons. Lineage: Eukaryota; Fungi; Ascomycota; Dothideomycetes; Pleosporales; Pleosporaceae.
AUGCUCAUGCCGGGGUUUCGGAUGGAAGCAGCAGUCCCAGCUCAUAUUUACGCAUUCCCCUUCGAACCGAAUCCUAACUGGAGCUCCUUCUACGCUGGCGGCGCUGAGAUUCUCCAGUACAUCAAGGACACCACAAAGAGGUACGGUUUAGCCGACAAUAUCCAGUUCAAGGCCGAACUGACUUCAGCCGUCUGGGAUGAUGCGAAUGGCAAAUACCAUUUCAAGCUGGUCAAGGACGGCGGCAGAACAACGGAGGAGGACACCUUUAAAGGCAAGUUGGUCCACACGGCCGACUGGGACGAAUCUAUUGAAUGGAAAGGGAAGAAUGUAGCGGUCAUUGGCAACGGCUCCUCAGGCAUCCAGGUGGUUCCCGAGUUGCAGCCUGCCGCUGCCAAGCUUGUCAACUACAUUCGAGGGCCGACGUGGAUCUCGCCAAAUAUGGCUGCCGAGUUUACCCCCGACGGCAAAAACUUUGCGUUUUCAGAAGAGGAGAGGAAGAAGUUCAAUGAGAGCCCGGAGGAGCUUCGGAAGCUGCGCAAGGACAUCACUCACGGCUUCAAUAAACUCUUCCAAAUGCUGCUGGACGGUAGCGAAGCGAACAAUGCCGCCCAAAAGGUGUUCAGAGAGCAGAUGGAGGAGCGUCUGGGGAGAGACCCUGAGCUCUGCGCGAAGCUCAUCCCUACCUACAAGGCUGGAUGCCGACGCUUGUCGCCGGGCGAGGGUUAUCUCGAAGCUCUCCAGGAGCCCAAUGCGAGGAUCGAAUUCGGUCAAAUCAAGGAAAUCACAGCGACAGGCAUUACCACCACAGACUCGAGCGAUGACUUUGACAUCAUCGUCUGUGCUACCGGCUUCAACACCAGCUUCAUUCCGCCGUGGCACAUGGUAGGCAAAGGCGGCGCGGUGCUUUCCAAGCAGUGGGAAGACCAUCCAGAAGCAUACAUCGGAGCCUGCGUGUCGAAUUUCCCCAAUUUCUUCAUCUUCACCGGCCCUAACAGCCCGGUUGCGCAUGGAAGCCUGAUUUCGGUUAUGGACUGGACGGCCAACUACAUCGGGCAGUGGUGCAAGAAGAUUGCUAUGGUUGAUAUCCGGUCCGCUACCGUCAAGCAAGAGGCGUCUGCAGAGUACAAUGAAUACACGCAAGGGGUCCUGAAGCGUACUGUAUGGACAUCGGGCUGCCGAUCAUGGUUCAAGAAUGGCACCGUGGACGGCCGCGUGUUUGCCAUGUACGGCGGGAGUGUUCUACACUACAAGGCGUUGACGGAGAGCUCCAGGACGGAGGACUUUGAGCUUGAAUACUGCAGCAAAAAUCGGUUCCGGAUCAUGGGCAACGGCCUCACUUCUCGCGAGGUGAAUCAAGAGGACCUGGCAUUUUACGUCGAUAAGUAA